Rhododendron vialii is the source of this 1516-nucleotide messenger RNA. Its product is annotated as lipid phosphate phosphatase gamma. Bases 117 to 791 code for a protein of 224 amino acids. Gene Ontology annotation, biological process: protein N-linked glycosylation; lipid biosynthetic process. NCBI's taxonomy places the organism in Eukaryota, Viridiplantae, Streptophyta, Magnoliopsida, Ericales, Ericaceae. The record is from RefSeq and is a predicted model, not a curated record. Gene Ontology annotation, cellular component: intracellular membrane-bounded organelle; endoplasmic reticulum membrane. Gene Ontology annotation, molecular function: dolichyldiphosphatase activity. The transcript is spliced from 3 exons.
CAAAACUCUCUCUCUCCCUCCCUCUCUCUCUCUCUCUCACUCAUCCCUCCUGCAACAAAUAACAACUCCCUAUCUCUCUCACACACCUACUCAUCAAUUCAUCUCUCUCUCUCAAAAUGUCAAACCCUCCCCUCAAGUCCGUAACCCUAACCCACGUCCGCUAUCAAAAGGGCGACCAGCUCGGCCACUUCCUAGCCUGGAUCUCCCUCGUCCCCGUCUUCAUCUCCCUCGGCGGCUUCACCGCCCACUUCAUGUUCCGCCGCGAGCUCCAACCCAUGUUCUUCGCCCUCGGCCUCGUCAUCUCCCAACUCAUCAACGAAUUCAUAAAACAAUCCGUCCAACAGGCCCGCCCUCUCGAAAUCUGCUCCAUCCUCGAGACCUGCGACUCCCACGGCUGGCCCUCCAGCCACUCCCAGUACAUGUUCUUCUUCGCCACCUACUUCACCCUCCUCACCUAUUUCAGAAUCGGAGUCCUCGGGAGGAACCAGAUGGCGGUAGCGGGCUUGGUGGUCUGGCCGCUGGCUCUGUUGACCAUGUAUUCUAGGGUUUACUUGGGGUACCACACGGUUGCGCAGGUAUUCGCCGGGGCCGGGCUUGGGCUUGUGGUCGGGGCUGCGUGGUUUUGGGUGGUGAAUUCGGUGCUGAGGGCUUACUUUCCUGCGAUCGAAGAGAGCGCGUUUGGGAGGUUGUUUUACAUCAAGGAUACAUCGCAUAUACCCAAUGUGUUGAAGUUUGAGUACGAGAACGCGAGGGCUGCAAGGAAGCACGUGUCUUACAAGAGGUCUGAUUGAUGAGCCUCGAAUCGAUGGGAGCAUUUGAGCUUGGAUAGUGGGUACACUUGAGAUAGAAGCAUCAAGUAACUUGGUGGUGCAUGAUCAUGGCGGCACCAAGAUUGAAAUGUAGGGAAAAAAAUAGAGGACUAUGACCUGGUCGGUGACAGCCUUUUCUUCCAGGUUCUGUUUAAUUGGGAAGAAAAAGAUGAUGAAAUGUGAAAAUGCUAGAAAGUGAAGGGAAACAAAGGUAAAGACGAAUAUUUUUCUUGCAUGCAUUUAACUUGGAUGAUAGUAGUAAAAUUUUGAACCUAUAAGUUUGGAUAGCAAUGAAGUUACAGGAAAAAUAGGUGUUUGUCUAAGGUAAACUCACAUUUUUCAGCAAACUAACUUGCUUAGGGUAAGUUGUAGGGAUAGGGCUAAAUUUGCAAUUUAAAUACUAGAUAACGGUUUUCGUGAGUGGAUUGUUUGAAAAUUCAUAUUUUCUUGUGUAAUUUUGCAUGAAUCAGAAAGAGCAACUUUACAUGCAUAAGUGGAUUUUACAGAUUUUUUUCGUUUCUUGCACUUGUUAUCUUCUUGUUGGUUAUAGCAGAAACAAAAUCUUAAUUUUUGCUUUGAAACUGUUGUAUCGUAACAAGUAUUAGUUCACACAUCAUGAUAUGAUUCCUUGAAAAUGAUAAGGGGUGCCUUUGGACUUAAUGAAGGACAUUGUAAGUUUGGUUAAUACUUCAUACAAAAUAUUAUAC